UGAGGAGGCGUGGCCUCCCGUUUGUGGGCGUGGCCUGAGGAAGAUGGCAGCGCUGAGCGGGGACGCGCUGGGGCUGGAGAGGGAUGUAUCCAGGGCCGUGGAGCUCCUGGAGCGGCUCCAGCGCAGUGGGGAGCUGCCCCCCCAGAAGCUGCAGGCGCUGCAGAGGGUCCUGCAGAGCAAGUUCUGCUCCGCCAUCCGAGAGGUCUACGAGCAGCUCUACGACACCCUGGACAUCGCCGGGACCCCCGAGAUCCGCGCCCACGCCACCGCCAAGGCGACAGUGGCCGCGUUUGCCGCCAGCGAGGGCCACGCCCACCCCCUGGGACCCCCCAAUGACCCAUUAAUGACUGUUAAUGACUGUUAAUGACCCCCAAUGACC
Messenger RNA from Myiozetetes cayanensis, 379 nucleotides. Its product is annotated as protein lin-7 homolog B-like. The coding region runs from base 44 to 364 and encodes 106 amino acids. Gene Ontology annotation, cellular component: basolateral plasma membrane; synapse; MPP7-DLG1-LIN7 complex. NCBI's taxonomy places the organism in Eukaryota, Metazoa, Chordata, Aves, Passeriformes, Tyrannidae. The transcript has 4 exons. Gene Ontology annotation, molecular function: L27 domain binding. The record is from RefSeq and is a predicted model, not a curated record. Gene Ontology annotation, biological process: neurotransmitter secretion; maintenance of epithelial cell apical/basal polarity; protein localization to basolateral plasma membrane.